ACCGAUGCUCUCAUUCAGACCACUAUCAGAGAAAAGUUCACUAAUUGUACGGUCAUUACGAUUGCCCACAGACUCCACACUAUCAUCGACUCCGAUAAAGUCAUGGUGUUAGACGCGGGAGAAGUGAUUGAAUACGAAAUGCCAUACAUUUUGUUGCAAUCAAACGACGGUUUAUUCACGAAAUUAGUGAAACAAACGGGAAAACACAUGACUAUUAAAUUGAAACAAAUGGCGAAACAAUACUAUUCUUAUAAAAUGAAUGUAAAUCUCGAAGAAGAGGAACGGGAGGGGGAGGAAGAGGAGGACAACGAGAUAACUGAACCUAAAUUA
Messenger RNA from Oppiella nova, 330 nucleotides. Lineage: Eukaryota; Metazoa; Arthropoda; Arachnida; Sarcoptiformes; Oppiidae. The record is from the annotation of a GenBank genome assembly.